AAACGCGAGUGUAAACCGAAUGAAACGGGAAAAACGGCAGAUUUUAUUGACCUUUUUCUUGAUGCAAGAGCUGAGCAGGAGUUUGACAAUCACUCUGAUUUCUCGAAGAGUGUUCAUGUUGAGAAACAGCUGACCAGAGAAGAGAUUGGAGCUCAGUGCUUUGUAUUUAUUGUGGCUGGGUUUGACACGACAGCCAGCUCGCUCGCAUAUGUCACUCACUUAUUAGCAAAGAAUCCCGAUGUACAACGGCGCCUUCAGGACGAAAUAGAUUUCCACUACAGUGAUACAAUCAGCUACGAGUCUCUUGGCGCUAUGAAAUACCUCGAUUGUGUAGUGAAGGAAGGUCUGCGUAUGUAUCCACUAGCCAACUUGUAA
Strongylus vulgaris is the source of this 375-nucleotide messenger RNA. The record is from the annotation of a GenBank genome assembly. NCBI's taxonomy places the organism in Eukaryota, Metazoa, Nematoda, Chromadorea, Rhabditida, Strongylidae.